Molecule: messenger RNA, 1947 nt
Organism: Daphnia carinata
Lineage: Eukaryota; Metazoa; Arthropoda; Branchiopoda; Diplostraca; Daphniidae
Product: ionotropic receptor 93a-like
Exons: 9
Coding region: 298-1767 (489 amino acids)
Cellular component (GO): membrane
Molecular function (GO): ligand-gated monoatomic ion channel activity
Source: RefSeq, a predicted model, not a curated record
UCAACAGGAUAUGAUUUUUGUAUUGGCAUUUCUUAUUCAAAUGCCAACGAAAAGCAAGAAAGAAAUUCAAACAUUUAAAGUGUCUUAUUAAUCUGAAUUGUUCUUUACAUUUGAUAGAGUUUGUUUUGCCAAACGUUUCCAAGGUUUCGCAGCACGUAUCGCCGAAGAUAAGAAGUCCGUUUCACGACAAAAACGGACCACUGUUUCCCUGAUGACUGCCAUCUAAUUAUUCCUCAGCAGAUCCGGUGCAAUUCUAAACAAACUUCACCGAAAAGAUUGUCUUUCUAAGCUGUGAACAUGAUGAAGGCAAUCAGAUUGUGCAGCUUCUUCGUCCUGAUGCAAAUUUGCAGUUCCACGCAUAUUAAUGAAUAUCUUAAUGGAAAACACCUCGUCGUUGGAUUGCAGAGCUCACCGGUUCAUCUCUACGUAACGAGAAACGCAUCUGGACAUAUCGUGAAAAUGCAGGGUGUGGCCAUGAAUACUCUUAGUGCUCUUUCGCGACGAUUUAAUUUCACGUACUCUAUUCUACAAGUAAACGAUACUCGUCUAGAAAAACAAAGUAACACGCUACCGGGCUUGCAUUACUACAUGACACAGGGCAAGUGUGAUUUGGUUAUUGGAUCCAUUGCAAUGACAUUGGGACGUAGUGCCGGUAUGGAUUUAGUAGAAGGAUAUGCGUACACAUCCAUCGCUACCGUGAUCCCUAUGCCCGAGGAAUUACAGAAUGCGGAUGCUGCACUUCAACCUUUCCAGCUACCGGUUUGGAUCGGAUUAGUUGUUAUGAUGCCUCUAACAGCCAUAGCAAUUUACUAUUCCUCUCCCCAUGCAUAUUUUAAAAAACAACCUGAUGAAAGUGCGACCAUUGCUGGCUCACCAAAAAAGGGAAAUGUUUAUGCUGAAGUGAGCUCGAAAAUAAGCGAAGCUUUCUUUCAAGUUUUUCGUAUUCUUAUGAACCAAGGAGCAAGCUUUCAAACAAACCGAACUGCUCUUUAUUUUGUCGUGGGCUCGUGGUGUUUAGGUGCAAUGGUACUUAUUUGUGCUUAUAACAGCAUACUGACUUCUUACAUCCUGGGAUCAAAUGCCAAACCUAUGGCUGAUUCGGCCAUUGAUGCUAUCGGAAAUUCGAAGGUCAAUAUCGCAGUCAACGACGGGAACGGUGUAGAUCUUGUCCUAUCGGCUGCAGAAGUUGGAUUCUACAAACAUGCUGGUGACAAAUUACGUUCUAAUCCAGAGUCACGCUGUAAGACAACGAAGGAAUGCAUUAAUCUCGUGAAAUCGGGAUCCUACGCCUACCUGCAUACAAUAUACACGGCCAUGGACGUCAUCGAUGAAGAUUAUAGGGCUACCGGAGUAUGCCACCUUGCUCUUGCUAGAAAAUUUGAACCUAUGCCAGGUUCACUGGCCUGGGCACUACCCAAGAAUAGCCACUACACCAGGCUGUUCAGCAUGGGAUUUAUGGAGUUGCAUGAAUCUGGAAUGAUGGAACACUGGAUUGCAUGGGAACUUAAGAAAUAUAGAAAUGCAACUCAAUGUUUGCAAGAAGCUCACGAAAGACAACAGCGUAAGGCAGUGUCCGAGGAGAAAACAAAAAUCACCCUGAAGAAUUUCUCUGGGCCAUUUGAUCUUUUAAUUCUUGGUUAUCUAGUUUCGUUUAUUUUGUUUGUCCGUGAAAUUUUCUAUUUUAAAGUCAGCAAAUAUUGUAAAAAACAGUUAAGUCGUAAAGCCACGAUAAAGGAAACUGAUGACGUUAAUGGAAAUGUUAAAUGAAUCCAUGGGAGAAGGCUGAUAAUAGCAUGUAGUAAAUUGGUAAAUUUAUUAUUGAUUGUAUUUGUGGAUACCUUUCUUUGACUUCAAGAUACAUAUCAACUCAAGUAACUCAUUUAGAAGUGUAUUUGAUUGCUUACAUGUAAUUACCAACACGAUCAAUUCAGUGACUGUAGAUCAUUU